GAUAGGUGGCGAUAGUGCUUCAUUAUUUGAUUUAUAAUAAUAUUGUUUUGCAUCUCAAAAUAUUAUUAAAUGAUCUUACAGAGCAGAUCGAAUGGGGACAGUGCAUGGCACAGAGUCUAAUUUUAGCUGGUCUAAGUCAUCCUAAUAUGACACUGUGCUAGUUAGCGGUGAUGGUUGCUAAUGUUAAAGCAGUCAUGAAUAUUCAUAUUCUCUAAGGCACACAGGUCAUUUGAAACUACGUAAACAGAAGGAUCGUAGUUGUAACAAGAAGGAGAUCAGAAUUCUCGGUUUGACGAAGACCACGCCAUGCUGAUGGAAUUAUACCAAUUGGAAGUCCACAUUGUUUUUAGACAUGUCUAAUGAAACGAAUAUAUCAACAACAACAGUGCUAACCCUAUCCACCACCAGCGCUCCCGAAUUGUUGGAGUGUAAAGAUCGGCUGUACUAUGUAUUCCUGCUGUCCAGUAUCCUCAGUUUUAUAACAUGUUUUAUCAUCGUUCUGUUGUGGAGGGUCGGGGUAAUACUCUGUGCACGGAGACAGAAUGCACAGCUGGACUCCAAGAGCAGUCCACAGAAACAUCUUCUCGGUAAAAAUUCGACGGAGACAGAGAUAGGAUGGGUCUCGGAGGCCAAAGAUUGGGCCGGCGAGCUUAUUUCUGGUCAAACGAUGACUGGGAGAAUACUGGUUGUUUUUGUGUUUCUCCUCAGUAUAGCCUCAUUAAUUAUUUACUUCAUUGAUGCACAAAAUGUUUCUGAUCCAAAAACAAGGCUAAGGGGAGCAACCAAUUCUGAUGGCAAUCGAUCAGUUGUGGAAACAUGCAUCCCGUGGGCAGAGAGUUACACACAGCAGGUGGAUUUGGCUUUCAAUGUCUUCUUCAUGAUCUACUUCUUUAUCAGGUUUGUUGCUGCUCCAGAAAAACUAUGGUUCCUCCUAGAAAUCUAUUCCUUUGUGGAUUACUUCACCAUUCCCCCAUCAUUUGUUGCCAUCUACUUGGAUAGGAACUGGUUAGGGCUUCGCUUUCUCAGAGCAGUCCGUCUGAUGAAUGUACCUGAUAUUUUGCAAUACCUCAGCAUUUUACAAACCAGUAAUAGUAUCCGCUUGGCUCAAGUGGUGUCAGUUGUCACCAGUUUUUGGUUGUCUGCUGCAGGGUUUAUUCACUUGCUGGAAAAUUCUGGAGACAUCUUUUUUGACUUUAACAACCCCCAGUUCCUGACCUAUGGGGAAUGUGUGUAUCUUCUCUUGGUCACUAUGUCCACUGUGGGCUAUGGAGACGUGGCCUGCAAGACUGUUCUGGGAAGGACAUUCAUGAUAUUUGCCAUAUUAGGUGGCUUGGCCAUGUUUGCAAGCUCUAUCCCAGAAAUUAUAGACUUAAUUGGCACACGUCAGAAAUAUGGAGGCACCUACAAGAAGGAACACGGAAAAAAACACAUAAUAGUGUGUGGCCAUAUUACCUACGACUCUGUUUCCAACUUCCUCAGUGAUUUCCUGCACAAAGACAGAGAGGAUGUGGAUGUGGAAAUUAUUUUCAUACAUAAACAUCUUCCAGACUUAGAUCUGGAGGGUUUAUUUAAGCGCCACUUCACUCAGGUAGAAUUCUUUCAAGGAUCUGUGAUGGAUGCCAAUGACCUGCAGAGAGUGUGUGUAAAAGAAGCUGACCGCUGCAUGGUUCUUGCUGACAAGUACUGCUCAGACCCUGAUGCUGAAGAUGCUGCCAAUAUUAUGAGAGCAAUCUCCAUCAAAAACUUUCACUCAGACAUCAAAAUCACCAUUCAGCUGAUGCAGUACCAUAACAAGGCUUAUCUCCUUAAUAUCCCAAGCUGGGACUGGAAGAAGGGAGAUGAUGCAGUCUGUUUAGCAGAACUUAAGUUGGGUUUCAUUGCACAGAGCUGCUUAGCGCCAGGCUUCUCCACUCUAAUGGCCAACUUAUUCACCAUGAGAUCAUACAAAACAUCCCCUGACACUCCCCAGUGGCAGAACGACUACUUGCGCGGCACAGGAAUGGAGAUGUACAGUGACUACCUGUCCAGUUCCUUCGUGGGAAUGACAUUUCCAAAAGCUGCAGAGCUGUGCUUUGUUAAGUUGAAACUGCUGUUGAUUGCAAUCGAAGCCAAGAAUGAAGAUGGCAGUGAGAGCAGCAUAGCCAUCAAUCCUGGAGGGAAGAUAAGAAUAGAACAGGGCACACAAGGCUUCUUUAUUGCACAAGCUGCUGAUGAAGUAAAAAGGGCAUUUUAUUACUGCAAGAAUUGUCACGGAGAUGUGUCUGAUGUGAGAGCCAUAAAAAAGUGCAGGUGUAAAGGAGUGAAAAUGUUCAGAAAAGGAGCACAGGCAUUAAUGGUCCCACAAGUUGCCAAGAUGCUAUCCCCAAUCCGAGAGACAACAGGCACAGAACACAAUACUAUAGAUGGCGCUGUGGUAGGCCAGGCUCCAAAGCGAGCCUUCAAAACUGGGAAAAAGAGCAUAGAGGUAGACCACACAGACGCUGUGGAGGAGACGGAGAAUCAUAACAGUAAUGAGGAUCUGGGAGAUGUAGGGGUCCAGGGACUGAUGGUGCCCAGUGAGUCCAGGAGAGUGUCUGCAGGGGGCGCCUCACCAAUCAAACCGCCAAGAAAUCGCAGCAACAGGGUUGAUAAGCAAAAGGAUGACAAAAAACAUUCUUCACCUGAUAAAAAUCAUGGGAAAACUUUGGGCCCUCUGAGGUCCACGAAAAAACCAGGUAGUACAGCCAAUUUGAACACUUUGCCUCCAAUUGAGAGCAAAACAAUAGCAGAAGAAGGAGGGAAGAUCUCACCUUCAAUCAAGGCAGACAAUGCGCAGCCAGAUUUGGAUCAAAUAAAAUUUGAUGUCACAGGAAUGUUCCAUUGGUGUCCACAGCAACAGUUUGAAGAUGUAGUACUUACAAUGGGAGAUCCUCCUGGAACUGUGAAACACAACUACAGCAGCCAUGUUGUUGUGUGUGUGUUUGCAGACACACACUCUCCUCUUAUGGGUCUAUGUAAUCUAGUUAUGCCACUACGUGCCAGUAACUUUCACUUUGAAGAACUCAAAGAUGUGAUACUAGUUGGAGACAAGGAGUACCUGAGGAGAGAAUGGAAAGGCUUGCAUAACUUUCCAAAAGUUCAUAUUUUACCGGGUUCCCCGCUAAACCGGUCCCGACUGAGAUCUGUAAAUAUCAACCUGUGUGAUAUGUGUGUGAUUUUAUCUGCCAAGCAUGGCUCCUCUGAGGACACUACCCUGGUAGAUAAAGAAGCCAUUCUCUGCUCACUGAACAUCAAAGCCAUGUCCUUUGAUGACACCCUGGGAUUGCUCAAUCAGAACACUGAAGGGUUCUUGCCUCCUGGAUUUGCUCCUAUUGGCAGUCCUAUGCGUCUGUCCAGGGUGGAGUGUAUGCAUGGCUCCAACAUCCCAAUGAUCACAGAGUUAGCCAAUGAUAGCAAUGUCCAGUUCUUGGACCAGGAUGAUGAUGAUGACCCAGACACUGAGCUGUACAUGACGCAGCCCUUUGCCUGUGGGACUGCGUUUGCUGUCAGUGUCCUGGACUCUCUCAUGAGCACAACAUAUUUCAAUGACAAUGCGUUGACUCUUAUAAGAACUUUGAUCACUGGUGGCGCAACCCCUGAGCUAGAACAGAUCCUGGCAGAGGGCGCUGGCAUGCGUGGAGGUUUCAGCACUCCAGAUAUUUUGUCCAAUAGGAGCCGGUGCCGAGUAGGACAGAUCUCCUUGUUUGAAGGACCAUUAUCACAAUAUGGGGAGGGAGGGAAAUAUGGAGACUUAUUUGUGGCUGCCCUGAGGAGCUACGGUAUCCUAUGUAUUGGUCUCUAUCGAUUCCGAGACACCAAUUCUACAGCAAAGAGUCCAUCAUCAAAACGUUAUGUCAUCACCAACCCACCAGACGACUUCAGCAUGAUGCCAACAGAUCAAGUCUUUUGUCUAAUUCCCUUCGAUGAAGGGCGUGGAAGCACCAGAAGACGCAGAGGCCAGAGGCCUAUGAGUGCAAGCAGCAUGGAUAGGGUGGGAAGUGGAUCACGAAAAUCACGCGAAUCACUUCGCAGUUCACAUCAUUUGCGCCUUCCAGAUUCUACAUACACAUGAUUUUGAUGGCAAAUGGUGCUGGGCACCAACUGAUUUCACACUGCAGACAUGAGGCAGAGGUGGGCCACAUAAGAUCUGAUACAAGCAUGGAGUAUGGAGAGAUGGACAGAUAAAGAAGAGACUAUUAAAUAAAACAUUGUGAUGUAGUAGUAGACUGUGUAUAUUGUAUGCUGUGCUGUUAUUCAUGAAGAUGUGGGCACUAUUCACUCAUACUCUGUGCUACUACUUAAAUAUUGUACACUACAUGUCACAGAGUGUUUGUAAAGUAUUAAAUCAGCACAGUGAUUGUCUUUAUAAUAAAAGAUAGGAUGCCCACGGGUCAUCUGGCUAAAUGUGUCCAUCUGCCAUGAUGGACACACAACAUAGAUGUACAUUGCCUGGGUCUCAGCUAUGACUCAGCCCAGUGGAGGGGGGGAGGGGCGUGGCUGUUACCUUGCUAAUAUAGUGGUUAUAUCAUAAUGUGCUGGCUCUUCAGUUCCUUAGUUUCUGAUUUCACAGAUGAAAUAUAUGUAGAAUGUGAAUUUUAAGAAUUUUUUUCUUGUUGGGCACAUACGCAGUUUGUUCAAGUGCAGCUUAUUGUUUUAGCUUUUUAUGUCUUUUUCUUAUGUUAAAAAUUUGAUAGCAGUGUUAGAUUCUUUAUUACUCAUUUUCAAUUCCACAUCUUUAUUUAAAUCUAACUUUUCCCUUUGUAUAAAAAUCUGUGUCUGGCUUAUUCAUGUAACUAUUUGCUUGUUGAUUUCUUUAUUCAUUUAAUAUCGUUUUAUUUAUAUUUCACUUACAUGUAAAUGGUAUCUAAAAGGGAUUGUUACCAAACAUCAGGUAUCUCUCUGAGGGGGGUGGAGGCAAUAUGGAGGGUGGGUUGUUGGAUCCAAAACCCUGGAACAUCGUUUUAGGCAGCAAGCCCUGCAUUCUGCCCAAUCCUAAAUCUGAACUGAUAGGCAGGCAGUAGGUGGGUUUAAAAAAACAGAUACGUUGUAAAUGUUUAUCAAUAACUUCAUUUUAUACGGAAGACCACUGUGUUAAAUAACAUUCCCACGUCGGUGCUACAUGUAUGUAUAAUUUGUUGACACUUCAAUGUCUAGUGACAGUAUUGUAUAAAUGUUAUUGUUUUUUAUCUAUUGUUUACCCACCUCAACAUGUUUUGUAAAUGUUAUACAACACAGAGAAUCUCAUUGUCAAACUUGAGUUUAGGAUCACUGCCUUAUGUGUCUUAUUUUUAAUGCACGGCUGCGUGUAAUAAGUCUUUUUCUAUUUGUUGUAUAGUUUACACAUAACUUGCCAGUAUAUCCAAGGUAUCUGUUCAGUUCCCAGGAACAGUGUGUGAUUUGCUGUGAUAUAUCCUGCCCUUUGUCCAGUUCAUUACUAGAGCAGCAGUUAAUAUCUGGUACAGAUUUUUGUUUUUGAUAUUGUUUUUCUUGUGACUUUUGCCGGUUGAUUUACUCAUUGUUUAUGCAGUAGUGCAGUUGUCUACAGUUUGUAGAGAGUGAGCUGUUAUAUAAUGUGAGCUGGAGACACAGUCAGUGUUCACCGUAUUUCUACCCCGGAGAUUCAAAGCAACGUUGCACUGCUAAAUACUCGUUCAUAUUUGGGAUGUCAUUUGUUACCAGCUGUUAUAGACCUGUCUCACAAGAUGUGCCCGUACUCGUGCUUUUCAAUGAUAAUUACAUUAUCUGACCGCAAAACAUUUGUAACUUCCAUGGUGUAUUUACUACCGACAGUGCAAUCGGAGUGUUUUCUGCUUUGUCUAAUAAACAGAAGUAUU
Lingula anatina is the source of this 5852-nucleotide messenger RNA. RefSeq names its product calcium-activated potassium channel slowpoke. Gene Ontology annotation, molecular function: large conductance calcium-activated potassium channel activity. Gene Ontology annotation, cellular component: postsynaptic membrane. NCBI's taxonomy places the organism in Eukaryota, Metazoa, Brachiopoda, Lingulata, Lingulida, Lingulidae. Gene Ontology annotation, biological process: potassium ion transmembrane transport. The record is from RefSeq and is a predicted model, not a curated record.